This is a messenger RNA of Drosophila subpulchrella, 7657 nucleotides long. RefSeq names its product voltage-dependent calcium channel subunit alpha-2/delta-3 (gene stol). NCBI's taxonomy places the organism in Eukaryota, Metazoa, Arthropoda, Insecta, Diptera, Drosophilidae. The record is from RefSeq and is a predicted model, not a curated record. Gene Ontology annotation, molecular function: voltage-gated calcium channel activity. The transcript has 17 exons. Gene Ontology annotation, cellular component: voltage-gated calcium channel complex. The coding region runs from base 1154 to 4966 and encodes 1270 amino acids.
UUUGGCGAGUGUGGAUGCGUUCCGAGCAGAAACCGCGUCCAAACAAAAAUUCACUUCUGCCCAAUGCAAGCCGAAACACCGAUAAAAAAGAAAGAAAUACCAACUCCAAGUGCAAUGUUAUUUGUCACACAUGAAAGUUUAAAGUGUUUUUCUGGUUAAGUGUUGGAAAAUCUCUGUAUACGCCGCAGGAUAUCUUCAAAAUCCAAACUUUGGAAAAAAAAUCCAAUACAGAUAUCUGUGUAUAUGUAUAAUAAUGUAUGUACGUGUGCGUGUACGUGUGCCUGUGGUGGUGGUGCAAUAAUUGUGAGCGCCAAAAAGCCGAAGAGACGAAGCCGCGCAGCCAAAUAAAUCUCUCGUCUCUCCAAUCGCGCCUCUCGUUUUUCGCGCCGCUUUGCUUUCUCCAGUUCGAAAGUCGCGUAGUAAAAAGUGUCGGCAAAAUCUGCACCACCUCGCUGCACCACCCACCCACAACCAACCACUGAACCACUGAAGCACUCUGAGCCACUCUGAAUCACUCUGAAAUUCAGCCAGUUGGCCACUUUGUUUUUGGUCAAGUCUUUCGCACUCUCGACUUCGAAAUUCGAAAUUGCGAAUUUGGCGCGCACCGGAGCAUCAAGUCAAAAACACACUUAACUACAUAUCCAACUACCAGUUCAAUUAACAAUUGUUGCCAAAAAAUAAAAACGGUCAUAAAAGCUUUGCAACAAUGUUGAACAUAACCGGGAAAAGCAAUAAAGACUUUUGGCAACAAAAAACAUCUGGCUUUAAAUCGUUCACAACAAGUAUAUGAGAACGAAAUACAAUCUGAAACUAAAGUUGCAAAAACAAGUCAACAAGUCAUAACAAGUAAUGCAAUAAAAAAAGAAUAUACCAACUUUCGUAAUGCUAAAGAGAACAUUUUUCGUGAAGUGUCAAUAGGUGAAAAAAAUCAAUUAAAACGGAAAUUUUAUUUAAUUUGUGACCCGUUCUGCGGUGUUUAUUCCAUGUGCCGAGCACCAGAACAAUAAAACAAAAAUUAUACAUUUUGGAAAUCAACAAAAAGCAAUCGAUAGUGGCGAAAACCACAAACAAGGAAUUUGGAUUUAAUCGUGAAAUAUCCAAAACGAAUUGAUCCACAUAGAUACGCACACAUACAGCAGCAAAACAAGCGAAAAUGGAGAGCAAACACUGGAGCUGCUUUGUGGCCAUUGUUUUGGGCGUGCUAAUAUUCAAAAUGCACAUGUUUGUUGCAUUCGCCGAUCAGGAUGAGGAUAUACCGCACAACGAGGUUCGCAACUGGGCCUUGAAGUUCGGCGUUGACUUAUGGGAGUUUGGACGUCAAUUUACCAAAAUGAACGAGAUCAAAAGUCGCUUCAAGGACAACGACAUCGAAGUGAAGCGCAAGGAUGGCAUUAUCCUGCUGCGUGAAUUGGCCGCCGAGGUGAAGAACUUUAUGGAUUUCAAGCGCAAUGCUGUGAUGCGCCUGAUGGACUCCGCCGAGCAGGCGGCCCUGUCGGAGCUGGAGGGCCAGGGGCAGACGGAGUCGCCGAUGGGCGGACAGCAGCACUAUGAUGCCCGGCGGAUCAACGAGUAUAAUGCCGAUGGCAAGCUGGCGGACGGAGCCCGCCACAUGGACAUCCGGUUCAUGCGGCGUUUCGAGCGCCUGCCGGUCAAUCUCAGUCUAAGCUCGAUUCUGGUGCCGCACGGCGUCGACUUGGAUGAGGCGGACGUGAAGUCGGCGCUGCAGUGGAGCGGCCACUUGGACCCGCUGUUCCAGAACAACUUAGAGCAAGAUCCGGCAUUGUCGUGGCAGUACUUUGGCUCCUCCACAGGCUUCCUGCGCCGCUUCCCGGGCACCGCCUGGCCCCCGGAGGGCUCCAAGGGCAGCAAGCUCAUCCACGACUUCCGCACGCACAAUUGGUUCGUCCAGGCCGCCUCGUCGCCCAAGGACAUUAUGAUUCUCCUGGACGCCUCGUCGAGCAUGACAGAGAAGUCCUUCGACCUGGGCAUGGCCACCGCCUUCAACAUUCUGGACACCCUGGGCGAAGAUGACUUUGUGAACCUGAUCACCUUCUCGGAGGUGGUCAAGACACCCGUGCCCUGCUUCAAGGAUCGCAUGGUACGGGCCACACCCGAUAAUAUCCAAGAGAUUAAGUCGGCCGUGAAGGCCAUCAAGCUGCAGGACACGGCCAACUUUACGGCGGGCUUGGAGUACGCAUUCAGUUUGCUGCACAAGUACAACCAAUCGGGGGCUGGAAGCCAGUGCAAUCAGGCCAUCAUGCUGAUCACGGAAAGCACCUCGGAGUCGCACAAGGACGUGAUCAAGCAGUACAACUGGCCACAUAUGCCCGUCCGCAUCUUCACCUACCUGAUUGGCAGCGAUUCCGGCAGCCGGAGCAAUCUGCAUGACAUGGCCUGCUCGAACAAGGGAUUCUUUGUCCAGAUCAACGACUACGAUGAGGCCCGUCGCAAGGUGAUCGACUAUGCCCUGGUAAUGGCCCGUCCGAUGAUCAUGUACCAGGCGGAUCAUCCCGUCCACUGGAGUCCAGUGUUUGUGGCUGGGAAGUCCGGGGGACUUGGACGCGAUUCGGAGUAUCAGCGACGCCUGGUGACGACAGUUUCAACUCCGGUCUUCGAUAGACGAAACCAUUCGGUGCGCGUUGCCAAUCUGCUGGGCGUGGUGGGCACCGAUGUGCCCAUCGAGGAGAUCCGUAAGGUGAUCCCCCACUACAAGCUGGGACCGAAUGGAUAUUCGUUUAUCGUGGAUAACAACGGACGGGUGCUCUAUCACCCCGAUCUGCGACCCCUGGGCGAUGCCAACCAAUAUAUCGACCAGUUGAAGCCCAAGUACGCCUCGGUCGACAUCACGGAGUUGGAACUGCCGGAAACGGAGUUCGGCAAUAAUAACGAACCCAUUGAAAUAAACAAGAAUCUUCUGAACGAGAUGCGCGGCGAUAUGAUAAAACCCAAAGAGGGAGAGACGGAAUUCACUGUGAUGAAUCCCUACGAUGACUCGAAGAGGGUUUCGACCAGGACACAUAGGUACUUCUACGGUCCCAUCGAGGACACACCAUUCACCCUGGCUAUUGUGCUCCCGGAGAAAUACGGUAGCCAUGAGUUUGUCUCCCAGCAGGAGAUCCGUCAUUCGCGUAACAAUGUUACCGAAUACUUUAAGGGGGACAACUGGCGCGUACAUCCCGACUGGGUGUACUGCGAGUACAAUAGCGUGAGUGAUCUAGAAAAGGAACGGGAAAGCUCCGGGGAGUACUCCUCACGUGAUCAGGAGCCCAGCUUCGGGUCGCCAGAGGAGCAGGUAUUGCAUUUUCUGUCUCGCGCUGGACGCCCUGGUUGGAAGUGGAUGUCGGUUCGACCCAAGUCGCCGCAGCCACAUCACAACAUGCACAGUGGCUCCAACGGCAAUCCGCCCGGAUCGAGCCACUUUGGAUCGCAGCACUCCAGCUCUCAGGGAUCUCGCAAGGCUGAGCCCUACUUCUGCGAUCGAACCCUCAUCCAGAGCUUGGUGCGCGAUGCCAUGGUCACCGAUGGACUCGACAGGAAUACCACGGGUUCCUCCAGCGGCAAAGAGGAUAAGCAUCCAAUCGCCACAUUGAUGGCAAUUCUCAAGAGGCAAGGCUAUCAGAAAUUUAUGGUUGCUACUUCGUUUGUGGCUACGAGAUCGGGUCUUCUCCGGUGGAUUGAUCAUGUCAAGCGACCUGACGAUACCCCCGAACCACACUUUAGCGAGGAUAAUGUAAGAGCCAUGGACACAUCGUGGUACAAACGAGCCAUAGAUCAGCACUCCGUGGAACCAGACAGUUUUGUGUACAGUGUACCCUUUGGUUCGGGCUAUGCCAUCAAGUCGAAUGCAACCCUGGUGACCGCCUCACAUGCCAUAUUUGUGGAGCAUCGAGGUCACAAAGCUCCCGCGGGAGUUGUGGGUCUCCAGUUCCAGCACGAUUCGCUAGCGAAACAUUUCAUUAACAUCACAUCAGCCUGCACUGGAAUGACGGGCUGCAAGAGAACGUGUGCAUCGGACAAUCUCGACUGCUAUGUCUUGGAUAACAGCGGGUUUGUGAUCAUAUCGGAGGAGAUGGAGCACACGGGCAAGUUCUUCGGUCAGAUCGAUGGGACCAUCAUGGACUCCUUGGUCCAGGACCGCAUCUACAAAAGGGUAACGGUCAACGACUACCAAGGUGUCUGCUCCGAUGCGGACAAUCCCUAUACGGCUGCUGGUGGCAUCUUGCAACCGAAUCGCCUGGGCUCCUGGUUCUUCAAUCACCUCUUGGCCCUGAGCGCCACUUGGUUGUCCUUUAUGCCGGCAUCCUUGAGGGCGUGGCCACAGGAAGAGUACACCUACGACAAUGAGGAUGUUGUGUUUGUGGACAACAAUUAUUCUGAUGAAUACGAGUUCGGGAAUGAAAAUGAAUACAACAUGCAGGUGGACCAGGAAAUGGAUGAGUUUUUCACCACAGCAGAUGUGGAAUAUACGACGCCACCACCUAGGCAGCAUAAGCCUCAUGUGGGACCGCGGUUUUCACCGGAUCCCCAGAAUGCUAGACGCUGCGAUCUGCGCACAGAUCUCUACAUGCUUCAGCCCGAGCGACUCAACCAGGGUGGUCAAAACAAUCCACUCAAGGGUAAACUAACCAAUUGUCAUGCUUCCGGUUGCGAGCGUCCUUUCAGCGUCCAGAAGAUCCCGCACAGCAAUCUGAUCCUGUUGGUCGUGGACACUCUGUGUCCAUGCGGUUCCAAGCAAUUGGACAUUGAGCCCAUGGAGGAGGCGGGCGUAAUCGGAGCCUGUAGUACGAGACGUCAGGGUCAAGAGCAAGAGUCGCGCCGACGACCCAAAAAGUGCAUCAACUACCAUCCCGAGGAGAUCGAGAUACAGCAAUGUGGACGUGGCAGCACCCUGCUGCACAUGUCCGGCUCGGUAAUUGUGGCCCAUCUCCUAAUGGUCACCGUGACCUUUGUGCUUGCCAAUGCGUGAUACGAGCACUAAAUCAGUUUUGAAUGUUAGGUUUGCACUAUUUUUGUGUCGAGUAUAAUAAGCGAAAGAGAGGGCCUCUAAAGGGCAAUUUAUUUUGAUCCAAGGAAAUACGCAGUUAGAGUUUGUUGAUUUGAGAUCGAAGUGGGAGCUGUUAGUAAACCCCUUACCACUAAAUGUGGUAAAAGGAAAAAUCAAAUAUGUAUUUAUUAGAUGAUUCGCAAAAAGAGCAACGUUACACAGAUAAUAGUAACACGUUUAUAUCCCUAUUUUUGUAGACAAUAAUUUGCAGGACAAGAUUUACAUUGACCAUUAGACAAAACGAUAGCUAAACACAAAUUCUGUAAGUAAGUGCAGUACGAAUAGCAUUUAAAACAAAAUUGUUUAGACGAAUAUAAAUACUUUCUAGAACGAGCUUUGUUUACCAUUUAUCUAUUGAUUUUCAUCCAAAUUAAGAGACGCAAAAGAAAGAUGCAGUGCAAAAAUUAUUAACUGAAUAUAAUAAUGAAGAAAAAACAAUUAUCAGCCGGAUUAUGUAAAUAGUAUCAGAAAAUAUUUAAAAUGAGCAAAAUUCCUACCGAUAAAUAAUUCGUUAUUUUUCCUGUUUUCUAUCGUACAACUUUAAUACUAAACAAAUGGAGUUACUUUUGCACUCAACUGCGUACGCACAAAUAUCAAGUAUUAUAUAUUUUACAACCAAACGAAAUCGAAUUCACUGAACAAAUGGAAGACUUGAAAUACCAGACAGCAAUGUAAAAACAACAAAAGCACACCAAAAACAAAAGAAAAACCAGAACAAUGAUAUAGGCAGUUCAUAUCUGCUAUGUAUAUGGUUGACAUCCAAUUUUGAACAGAAAAAGCAAAACCAAUACAAAGGAAAAACAAGUUAAUUAUUAAAUAUAUAUUUGAUUAGUUUUGCAUAAAACAAAAAAUAAUAAUAAAAGAAAGUGAAAAAGAAAUAAUAAUUUAUUUUAUAUACAUUUUUAUACAAACCUCAUUCAUAUAAAAAACAAGCGAAAACCAAAUCGAUCAACUAGAAUAAUCGUUUCAUUAAUUUCUAGACUAUACCGUACGUUCUUUGUGUUUUAUUUUAUUUAUUAGGCCUACAUAGAAAUUUACAUAUCUAUCGGAGUUCUGAAAUAAAGAAUAUUUGUUUCUUUUCUAAACUAAUAAACAAAACUAUUUAAAAAACAAAUUACUCGAAACACUUACAUAUUUACACCUACACUCACUCAAUCUAAACACAAGAAAACACUUACAAACAUAUACAAAAUAUAAAGAAAGAAUAUUUUCUGUGUCUUAAACUUGUAUAAAAAAUGUCUUCCAUUACAAAUACUUAACGAAAAAUGAAAUCCAAGCAAAGUAAAACAAUUUAUAAAUCAAUACCUACUAAUUAACUUAAACUAAAAAAUACGAUUAUAUAAGGACAUAUAUAUUAAAACAUUUAACUCGAAAGUCAUUAACCAAGCAUACGCAAUUUCAAAAGUUUCUCUCUGGGUCACCUGUUCAGCUUUAAGUUGUCAGCGAAAUCAGGGGAAAUAAAAAAAGAAAAUUAUAAAAAAACAAACAUUCUUACACCCAUUAGAAGGUUAGAUAAUGUAGUUAGUUAGGGCGGCAGAAGGAAGGGCAUGCAAAGAAGGAUCAUACAAGCAUUAGAAGAAAUAUUAGCAGAAUAUUUAAUAUAUAGUAAAUAUGUAAUAAACCUAAUUUAACACACAACUUAAACCGAGUAAUCAAUUGUAAGUCGUAAGUCAUAAGAGCUGUUUGUUAAACGUUGACGAUGUUGCAGUGCUAUGGCGGGACACCCGUGCGUAUGCGUAAUCUGAGCUGGAGUGUGUGAAAGUUUGGAUGGUUAGGUGAUUGGUUGGUGUUUGAUCGCGUGUGUGCAUAGCUGGGGACCUUGACUGACUUUAAGUGGCGUGUGGGUGGGAAUGUGUGAGAAACGACAAUGGAUAUACCUGGUAGGCCACCGAAGGCAGAACACAAUAUACACACCGUACAGUUAAGAUCGCUAUCCAACAUUUCCCCUCUAUAUCCCCCACUCGGUAUAUGCUGCCGGUAUCUUCCGGUAUCAGCAACAUUCUCACUCACUCCUGUUCACCACAAAUCCACUGUAAAAUGGCAUUCAAUUCCUUCGCAUAACUUCAACUCGAAAAUAAUAAACAUAUUUAUGUAUUCAACUUUUUGCAAAACAACAAUUCCAUAUCAAGAUACAAAAAAAAAAUUAAAGGAAAAUAAAACUUUACUGAAGUAUGUAAUAUUAUAAUAAUGUUCUGCAAGAUUUUCUAUGUUUGUUUAUUUUUAUAAGGAAAUCGAAUGUUUGUAUGUGUAGUCCAUAAUUUUCUAAAGGCAUAUGAAUAUAUUGAAAAAGAAAAAACCACAAAAAAAAAACGAAUGUAAUGUUUAUUGGUCUUAAUGGAAUGGAAAACAAAAUGAAAAAGAAUUGAAUCUACCAUUAUUAACUUACGAAUUAAAUCAAAUUUUUGACAAUGCGAUUUUUGCUUUUUGGAAAUCGUGCUUUUUGCUAGAACAAAACCACAAGAAAACGAAAACAAAAUGAACUAUAAUUAAAAUAUGAACAUACUUUUGCUCUCUAUAAACCCUAUAUACAAGCAUCUUUCUAUAUGGAACAUUUAUAUAAAGCCAUCCGAAACAAAACCAAAAAAAAUAACGUAUAUAGAACAUGUAACAAAA